CAAUUCAGACAGUAGUUUUCUUCCAAACUUUCGUGUUCAUCGUCUGCUCGUGCAACAGAAAGUAAUCAAUCUCCAUUGUGUAAACGUUAUCUAUUUCAAAAAUAAAAACACUUUAAACUUAUUCAACAUUUAUUACAAUACCCAAAUUGUUUCGUAUUUUUCAUAAAUUAAUAAAAUGGAGCCAGAUGGUCAAUUGGAACUAAUUGAAGAGGUUAAAAAAUAUCCAUAUUUAUAUGACCGAAGGGUAUUAUGUGCGCCAGGGAAGAAAGAACUGGCUUGGGAAGUAAUAGGAAUGAAAUUUUCUCAAACAGCUCGCCAAGCACAAAUGAGAUGGAGAUCGAUCAGAGACAGAUAUACUCGCUUGAGAAGAAAUGCAAAUGCUUUUCCGGGCACUCAACAGGGUAUACUAAUUAAUGAAUAUAAAUACACUGAAUUUCUUGGUUUCUUAGAUUCCUAUAUUUCAUGGAAAGACAAAAAUUUGACUCCUAAAAGGACUGCCAAAUAUAUUCCUCCAAUUACAAACUCAUGGGAUCGUGCUCACACUCUUCUUCUCAUCAAACAACUAAAAAACAACCCGUUACUUUGGGACAGCUCACAUCCAUACUACAAUUUUAGCCUUCAAAGAAUGAUAUGUUAUAAAAAAAUAUGUGAUUAUAUAAAACCAUAUAAGCCCGAAGUCACUCCGACAAUGAUUUCAAGAAAAAUUAGAACUGUUCGGACUCAAUAUGCCAAAGAGAAAAGAGAAGCAAAACAAAGAAAUCAAAAGCUAGGUGGUAUAUCUGCUCCAAAACUAUGGUGUUACCACAGACUAAGUUUCCUUGAAACAAAAGGAACAUAUGACUUAGAUACUUUAAAUAACUCAACUGAGAAGGAAAUGAAAGAUAUUACAGUUAAGUAUGAAAAAUCACUCGAAACAGGCGAAUAUUUAGAUGAAGGUGAUUAUGAAGACGACGACGAUGAUGACGAUUAUAAUGAUAAUGAAUGGACAUCUGCAAAAGAAUCUGCUACUCGACCUUUUGAAGAAGUUGAAUUAAAUCAAAUGGACCAUGAUUAUACAAGAGAUUCAACGAAUAAUUUUGAAAGUGAAAUUGAAGAUGUAUUUGGUCAAAGUGGAACAAGGAAAAAAAUUGAUACCCAAACAAAAAAUGAUCUGUAUGUUAAGUGUACAGGGCUUUUAGAUACUCUUGUGCAACAAAUGAAGCCUCUUCAUAGAGAUGGUAUUCUUCAAACAACUCCCUGUAAUUGUAAAAAUAGCCCUCCAAGUACUGUGCUGGGAAAAAUGGUUGAAACAGAAUUAUCCAAAGUAUCGGAUAGUAUUUAUGUGGAUUGCAAAUGGAAAAUACUUCAUGUACUAGAGGAAGCUCAAAGGAGAAGUUUGCGAGAGAAACAGAACCAGAACAGUUAGUCAUUUUUUAUUAAGUAUUUGUUUUUAAUAAAAUAAAAUAUAAAUUAAAAAAAUCUUUAUUACUUCAAAAUAUUUAAA
Episyrphus balteatus (marmalade hoverfly) is the source of this 1483-nucleotide messenger RNA. RefSeq lists its product as uncharacterized. Gene Ontology annotation, biological process: regulation of transcription by RNA polymerase II. The coding region runs from base 176 to 1405 and encodes 409 amino acids. The transcript is spliced from 5 exons. Gene Ontology annotation, cellular component: nucleus; transcription regulator complex. The record is from RefSeq and is a predicted model, not a curated record. NCBI's taxonomy places the organism in Eukaryota, Metazoa, Arthropoda, Insecta, Diptera, Syrphidae.